CAUUAUCAUACAAGCAAUCUAUAUCUUAAAUACAAGACUACAUAUAAUAAGGACAUAACAACUAUAGUAACACUAAGGUUUUGAGCAAAACCAACAAAAUUUUAAGAGCUUAAAAUGGACAAUCUUCCACCAUCUUCUAGUUCAUCCAAUGCUCAUUUUGUUGAUAUACAAGAAGUAUUAUCAGCAGAAGAUCAAGCAACAUCCAAGACAACGGUACAGCGGGCCGAAAAACGAGGGAGGCCGAAGCCUGUGAGGUUUCAAGAACAAGCAAGAAGGCCAGAAAAAAGAAGUUUUAGUAGACAAGUAUCUCUUGAAACAGGAUUUUCUGUUUUGAAAGGGAAACAAAAUGAGAGAAUUGCACUUAGUAGGAGUGGAAGAAGUCUUGGUGGAAUUGGUUCAAAAAGUAAUAGUGGAGUUGCUGUUAGUGAAACAAAGAAGGGAGAUUUUAAUAUGUUUAGGACAAAAUCAACUCUUAAUAAACAAAAUUCUAUGUUGCCUUUGAAAAAAGAAAACAAUGAAGUUGAUUAUAAUCAGAGGAUUAAUAAUAAUAACAAUAAUAAUAAUGGGACUCAAGAGGGAGAAGAUCCUGUUAAUAAAAGUGUUCCUGCUGGAAGAUACUUUGCAGCUCUUAGAGGUCCUGAACUUGACCAAGUCAAGGAGUACGAAGACAUUCUGUUGCCGAAAGAUGAGACAUGGCCGUUUCUCCUCCGAUUCCCAAUAGGUUGUUUUGGUAUAUGCCUUGGUCUGAGCAGCCAAUCCAUCUUAUGGAAGUCAUUAUCAACCAGCCCAGCUAUUAAGUUCGUUCAUGUUACGCCUUACAUUAACCUUGUACUCUGGAUCUUAUCCCUCUUGAUUCUCUUGUUGGUUUGUUUCACUUAUAUCCUCAAAUGCAUUUACUAUUUUGAAGCAAUCAAAAGAGAAUAUUUCCAUCCUGUUAGAAUCAACUUCUUCUUUGCUCCAUGGGUUGUAGGCAUGUUUAUGGCCAUAGGAGUACCCCCAAGCAUAGCACCAAACACCCUUCACCCGGCUAUCUUUUGUGUUUUUGCAAUACCAUUAUUCGCACUAGAGCUUAAGAUCUAUGGCCAAUGGCUUUCCGGAGGAAAAAGGCGAUUAAGCAUGGUGGCUAACCCAUCUUCUCAUCUUUCAAUUGUCGGUAACUUUGUUGGUGCUAUUUUAGGAGCCAAGGUGGGGUGGAAAGAGCCUGCAAAGUUUUUGUGGGCAGUGGGUUUUGCACAUUAUCUUGUGCUGUUUGUUACUCUUUAUCAGAGGUUGCCUACAAGUGAAGCAUUACCUAAGGAGCUACACCCUGUUUACUGCAUGUUUAUUGCAACCCCGGCCGCAGCUAGCAUUGCUUGGGAUGCUAUCUAUGGUGAAUUUGAUGGUUUAUCAAGGACUUGCUACUUCAUUGCCUUGUUUCUCUAUAUCUCACUUGUUGUUCGACCCAAUUUCUUCACAGGCUUCAGGUUUUCAGUAUCAUGGUGGUCAUAUACUUUCCCAAUGACAACUGCAUCAAUCGCUUCAAUUAAAUAUGCGGAGCAGACACCCUCGGUAGGAAGCAAAGGUCUAGCUUUAUCACUCUCAUUUAUGUCGUCUACAAUGGUAGCCAUACUACUCGUCUCAACCCUUCUACAUGGCUUUGUCUGGAAAACUUUGUUCCCAAAUGAUCUUGCCAUUGCCAUAAAAAAGAGAAAGCAAGGCAAGGAAAACAUCAAGAAGCCUUCUAGAAAGUCAUAUGACAUACGACGAUGGACAAAGCAGGGUCCUCUCUCCCUCGUUUCAGCUAUGACCAAGAACAACUCAUGAGCAAAGGUCGCGAUGUCGACGGAUCCUUAGACGUUAAGCAUGAGGUCAAUAUGUAGUUAAAGUCUUUAGAUGUGGAACUGUAUAACCUUUAUGAAUGAGCAAAAAUUGAACUAAAACACAUGGCAGAUGACAGACACAUCAUAAUAGGAAAUUGUCUGGAAAUAUUUCUUGAAGAGAUAAUUUCCUUAAAUGAUUUUUGUUCCUAUUGUUGAAAGUAUACAUCCUUGUAUCACAUCGACAUUUCCUGAUAAAGAUUGUACUGGAUUAAUCUAAGAAU
This is a messenger RNA of Beta vulgaris subsp. vulgaris (sugar beet), 2080 nucleotides long. Its product is annotated as guard cell S-type anion channel SLAC1. Lineage: Eukaryota; Viridiplantae; Streptophyta; Magnoliopsida; Caryophyllales; Amaranthaceae. Gene Ontology annotation, biological process: intracellular monoatomic ion homeostasis; stomatal closure; transmembrane transport. Gene Ontology annotation, molecular function: voltage-gated monoatomic anion channel activity. Gene Ontology annotation, cellular component: membrane. The record is from RefSeq and is a predicted model, not a curated record. The transcript is spliced from 3 exons. Bases 115 to 1803 code for a protein of 562 amino acids.